AUGAUUCGGCUGUUUAAAUCUCUUAAACAGAAUUAUUUUUUUAUUCUAUCAACCAGCACGGCGUCACUUCCUGCAAGAAGCACCGGCCAUCGUGAGUGCUUCUUUCUGUUUCUGCACGUGACAUGCAGUGUAGGCAAACACGAGGGUACUGCUGUGUCCUCGGCAAUAGUGCGAGUCGUGGAUAUUCUGCACGUGAACAGUGACGGUCACCCGUUGUUUGAUUUUCUUCCCCCUGGCUCCUUUGCCCCUCAUGCGAAGAUGUCCGAAACAGCAGCAGCAGCGGCAAAGACGAAAGCAACGGAGGAGGUAUUCGUCUUUUCUCGUGACAUGAUGUACUGUGCGGAGGCGACAGUGUAUACAGUGCCGUGCGUGCUCAGCUGCCGCGCGUCCACACAGGCUGUCCAGAUGAAGGCGGGGUUUGAGACACCAUCAGGCAACAUGCACCAUGCGGGGUUGGACCUGAAAAAAUUUCUCAAUGACGAAAAGAAGAUGACAACGCAGUUUGUAGAGCUCAGUUUGUUGCAGUGCGUCCCCCACCCUUUGAGCGGAGAGACAAGUAGAAUGAGCGCUGUGAUUGUGAUUUCUUUUUUGCAUGGACCCACGUUGGCGGCAGUCGUUUAUCACAGUGGCGCAUCCGGUCGCCGGUGGGAGUGUCAGCUGCUCCUAGCAACUGCAAGAACGACGGCAGAGGUGGCGCCGCCUUUUGUGCGACUUGUGCCACGGGCGGUGCCGUGUGGUGGUGGUGAGCCAAUCUGUUGGCUGCAGGACGCUGCCGGUCACUGGCACUCCCUUAUGUGCCGGGAGACAAGCGAUUUGAAGAGUGACUCUCGCAAGGUCAAGAAGAGCCCUUUGCAUUCGCUGGACAGUCCGCAGAGGUCCAUGCAGGACGCAUUGGGGUCGUCGAAUUGUGCUUCAGGAAAUAAUGGUGUUGAAGAGGUGACUGUGCUGUGGGAUGGAAAUGACCGGCUGUUCACGCUGGCGCCCUGUUGCUAA
Molecule: messenger RNA, 993 nt
Organism: Trypanosoma rangeli
Lineage: Eukaryota; Euglenozoa; Kinetoplastea; Trypanosomatida; Trypanosomatidae
Exons: 1
Coding region: 1-993 (330 amino acids)
Source: RefSeq, a predicted model, not a curated record